UUGUCAUACUUGUCAUAAUCAUUUCAUUUUCAUCAUCCUAUUAUUUUAUAUCAAUUACUUUACAACAAAAAUCAACUUUGUUGAAAAAUGGAUUUGUCAAAGGCAUCAAAUGAGAAGAAAUUAUAUCUCUGUAAAUGGUAUUUCAGAAUUGGUAUUUUCUUACUUCCUUUUGUAUGGGCAGUAAAUGCAGUAUGGUUUUUCAAUGAGGCCUUUAGGAAACCGGAAUACGAAGAACAAAAGCACAUUAAAAAAUAUGUGAUAUUUUCUGCAGUUGGAUCAGUGAUUUGGUUUACUGCACUGGUAACAUGGGUUGCUAUUUUUCAAAUCAACAGAGCCAAUUGGGGCGAGUUUGCUGACUAUAUUUCAUUUAUGAUACCUGUGGGAACACCUUGAAGACAUCGAAGAUCUCACCAUUGGCCCUUUUAUACUAAGAAUAGAACUGAACAAUUCAAAUACUAAUAAUUUUUCAGAUAAUUGUGUUUAUUUGCUCUUCAUACUAUUGAUAUUGAUUGUAUUAGCAAUCUUUGUCAACUAUUAUUGGAAAUGAAAAGUAGACAAUGUUGGACUGUGAACCAAAGAUAAUUUUAUUUACAGUUUGUUGCACAGUAACAUAAAGUACACACUUUUUUGAACUAUGGAAUUUAAAACAGUGCAUAUCAGAAUAAAACUGUUAAAUAAG
Messenger RNA from Leptinotarsa decemlineata (Colorado potato beetle), 679 nucleotides. It is a transcript of the gene pen-2, whose product is annotated as presenilin enhancer, gamma-secretase subunit. Lineage: Eukaryota; Metazoa; Arthropoda; Insecta; Coleoptera; Chrysomelidae. Gene Ontology annotation, cellular component: gamma-secretase complex. Gene Ontology annotation, biological process: Notch receptor processing. The record is from RefSeq and is a predicted model, not a curated record.